Molecule: messenger RNA, 1491 nt
Organism: Macadamia integrifolia
Lineage: Eukaryota; Viridiplantae; Streptophyta; Magnoliopsida; Proteales; Proteaceae
Product: serpin-ZX-like
Exons: 2
Coding region: 177-1355 (392 amino acids)
Molecular function (GO): serine-type endopeptidase inhibitor activity
Source: RefSeq, a predicted model, not a curated record
AACCCCCGUACUUUACUUUCAUUUACCCAACAAAACCGCGACUUUCAGUUAUUCUUCAACUAUCAAGGACUGGAAGCUCCACUGUCUUUCGAUUCGAGCAUCCAUUCUUGCCGACUCUCGAAAACUUCAAUCUUGAUCAAACAUAGCAGCGUCUUCUUUUCUGCUUUGAGCGUCCAAUGGAUCUCAGAAAAUCGAUCGCCGACCAAACCGAAUUCUCUUUAGAAAUCUCCAAGAGCUUAUUGUUGACGGAAGCGAAGGACUCUAAUCUUGUAUUCUCUCCCGUGUCGAUCCAUGUUGUUCUGAGUUUGAUCGCUGCGGGUUCUAAGGGUCCAACCCUAGACCAGAUGCUUUCCUUUCUCAAGUCGAAAGGUAAUGGAGAUCUCAACUCGUUUGCUCAAGUGAUCGUCAGUCUAAUCUUGGCCGACGGUAGCGAAAGCGGCGGGCCGCGUUUGUCCUUUGCGAGUGGUGUCUGGAUUGACAAGUCUCUCCCUUUGAAACCCUCUUUUAAAGAGAUUGUCGAUAACGCUUACAGGGCAGCUUCGAUGGAAGCUGAUUUCCAGACAAAGGCUGUUGAAGUGGUGAAUGAAGUAAAUUCAUGGGCUGAAAAGGAGACAAGUGGGCUUAUCAAAGAGGUUCUUCCUACAGGAUCAGUUGACAGCUCGAGCAGACUUAUCUUUGCAAAUGCAUUCUAUUUUAAGGGAGCCUGGAAUAACAAGUUUGAUGCAUCCAAAACUAAAGAAUCUGACUUCUACCUUAUGGAUGGAAACUUGGUCAAUGUCCCCUUCAUGACCAGCAAUAAAAAGCAAUUUGUUAGUGCUCAUGGUGGUUUCAAAGUCCUCCGGCUUCCUUAUAAACAAGGUCAAGAUAAAAGGCGUUUUUCCAUGUGCUUCUUUCUACCAGAUGCAAGGGAUGGGCUUCCAGCUUUGGUAGAGAAGGUGGGCUCAGAACCUGGCUUCUUAGAUCGCUACCUCCCAUCUGAAGCAGUUGAAGUGGGUGAUUUCAGGAUUCCGAAGUUCAAGAUUUCGUUUGGAUUUGAAGCAUCAAAAUUUUUAAAAAGUUUAGGAUUGGUGUUGCCUUUCUCUGGUGAAGGUGGUCUAACUGAAAUGGUGGAUUCACCUCAGGGCCAGAGCCUCUAUGUCUCCAGCAUCUUCCACAAGUCCUUUGUCGAAGUCAAUGAGGAAGGUACUGAAGCUGCUGCUGCUUCUGGUGCUGUGAUAGCUCUUAGAUCCAUCCCACUUCCAAUGGAUGAGAUCGACUUUGUGGCUGACCACCCAUUCAUUUACCUGAUCAGAGAAGACAUGACUGGAGUUGUGCUAUUCAUAGGGCAUGUCCUGAAUCCCUUGCAGGCUGCUUAAUGCCGGCCAAACUGCUUUAGAAUCUGUAUAACCAAAAUGCAUUACAGAUGACUUUCGGUUUCUGCCUUUCAUUACAGUGAUGGUGCUAUUGCUCUAAGAUAUUAUUACUAAUUAAAUAUGCCUCACUUCCCCUCAA